This is a messenger RNA of Anopheles stephensi (Asian malaria mosquito), 8950 nucleotides long. RefSeq names its product chromodomain-helicase-DNA-binding protein 1 (gene Chd1). Gene Ontology annotation, cellular component: nucleus; chromatin. NCBI's taxonomy places the organism in Eukaryota, Metazoa, Arthropoda, Insecta, Diptera, Culicidae. The coding region runs from base 522 to 7127 and encodes 2201 amino acids. The record is from RefSeq and is a predicted model, not a curated record. Gene Ontology annotation, molecular function: chromatin binding; ATP-dependent chromatin remodeler activity; histone binding. The transcript has 7 exons. Gene Ontology annotation, biological process: nucleosome organization; regulation of transcription by RNA polymerase II.
UGGAACCAACACCAAUUUCUAAGAUGGCGCCGAAGUGAGCUGUAGCAAAACGGUGCUGGUGCAAAAUUCGAUCGACGGAAGCUUGCAAGCGCUUCCACCCCAGUGGUAAACAAUAAUAGAAGCAAUCACCGAAUGUGCCAGUGCGUUUGUUUUCGGUGAUUUCGUUCCGCGGUUCCACGUGCAUACGGCCCAAUCAUUUACACCGUGCGUGUGUGUGUUGCUGUCGCUUGGCUUGGCGCUCGGUGUACGGAGUGGUGCAGAAAGUGGUUGCGAGCAGUCAGCCUUGGGUGCACCUCCGGGGACAGGAAAGAAAAUGGCGUCGUCGAUAGUCAAGUGUUGAGAGUGGAAAAUUUUUUGCAUGUGAAUUGGAAUCCCCAUUUUUCGACCCGAACGCUCACUUUUCGGCCCGAAAACGGUCGCAUUCGAUUCGCAACGGUGUGGUGCAUUUUUUCAGCUACAAUUCCAUAUGGUGGAAACAUUUUUCCCCUACACCGCCGAAGAAAACCCUGCCAAAAAGCGUAAUGAGCCAGACAAAAGAGGAUAAAAGCGAUUCAGAAAAUGAAUCCAGCAGUGGAAGUAAAAGUGGCUCAUCCUCCGAUUCCGAAAGUGAAUCCGGAUCCGGCUCGUCCAGCUCAAGCUCGAGCGAUAAUGAGCACGAAGAAGCGCCCAACAAUGGGCUGAACGUGUCGAACCGUGACACAAGCGGAACAGCAUCCACGAACAACACAUCCACCGGCAGCAGCAGCAGCGGUGUGCGAAACUCGACGGCAGAAAAUGGUCUAUCGGACAGCAAAUCGAGUAUUAAUCGGCACGGGCAGGAGGACGAGGAAGACGAUGAUGACGACGAGGACGACGAUCGGAAUGAGGACGAUUCCGAUGCUUCAGCAGGGAAUGGAGCGGUAAGCGCUGGCGCUAACCAUCAUCCAAACAGUCGUAUACGCAGUUCAUCACAUUCGGGCGCCGAUUCGGACGACAGUGGCGAAGAGCGGGAAGGAGAAAACGGAACAGGGAACAGUGCAACCCACAACCAAAACAGCGAUUCCGAUAACAGCGCCAGUAAACCCAGCAACACUAGCCGACAGAGUGACGACGAUGAAGAGGAUGAGGAAGAGGACGAUGAUGAUGAUGAGGAGGAGGAGGACGAUGAUGACGAUGAUGAUGAUGAUGGUGAUGAUGCAGCAGCCGCGGGAGCAAAGCAAGAACCACGGUUGGCCAAUACGGUUCCUGUCGCCGUUCCUCCUCCACCCGAGGACGACGACGACGACGAGGAGGAUGAGGAUGAGGACGAAGAGGACGCCCAGCAGUCCUCCAAAAGCAGCUACGAUGAUGAGGAUUACGCAGCGAACAAAUUGAGACGGAAAAGUGCACGGAAGAAAGCGGUUGCUGCCGCACGGAAGCGACCCACUGCUCAGCCACCGUCUAAAGCCAAGAAGAAGAAAAGCAGCUCCAACAGCCGAUGGAAGUCUGAGACGUCGGAAAGUGACGCUAGCGAUGGUGAUUCCGAGGACUCGCGCGACCAGCGCUACCGGCGGAAAGCUCCGUCCGGCGGCGGCGGCGGCGGCGGGGCUGCCGCGGGAAAGAAACGUACCGCUGGUGGCGCUACCAACGCCAAAGCGAAGGCAGCCAAAAAGAGGAAGUCGAACGCGUACAGCUCCGACGAGGGUAGCAAUAGUGACGAUGAGCGGAAACGGUCGGCAGCGACAAGAAGAAAGAACAACACCGUAAGCUACAAGGAGGAGAGUGGCGACGAGCCGACGGACAGUGACGAUCUGCUGGAGGUGGAUCAGGAAGCGGAAGAGGCAGCGGCAGCGCAGGCCGCAGAAGAGGAGAAGGCGGAAACGAUCGAGCGAAUAAUCGGAAAGCGGAAGGGUCGACGCGGUGCGACCGGCGCGGUAACGACGGUCUACGCGAUCGAGGAAAAUGGUGAUCCGAACGAAGUCGGCGGUGAAGGCGUUAGCCGCGAGGUGGAAGAACAGUUCCUGAUCAAGUGGACCGGUUGGUCGUACCUGCACUGCACCUGGGAGUCGGAGGAAACGCUCCGGGAGCAGAAGGUGAAGGGCAUGAAGAAGCUGGAAAACUACAUCAAGCGCGAGCAGCAGCUCGAUCACUGGCGCAAGUACCAGGCCGGACCGGAAGACAUCGACUACUACGAGUGCCAACAGGAGUUGCAGCAGGAUCUGCUCAAAAGCUACUACAAUGUCGAGCGAAUCAUUGCCCAGGCGAACAAAGCGGAGGAAGGUGAAACGGGCCUGGAGUAUCUGUGCAAAUGGGAAUCGCUUCCGUACUCCGACUCGACGUGGGAAGACGCCGGGUUGAUCCGUCGCAAGUGGCAGCAAAAGAUAGUGGAGUUUCACGAGCGUGAAGAAUCGCGCCGAACGCCCUCGAAGCACUGCAAAGCGAUACGGUACCGGCCGAACUUUAAGCACCUCAAAACGCAACCCGAGUAUCUCGGCGAGGAGCGUGGAUUGAAGCUGCGCGAUUACCAGAUGGAUGGGUUGAACUGGUUGAUACUGACCUGGUGUAAGGAUAAUUCGGUAAUACUGGCCGAUGAAAUGGGGCUGGGCAAAACGAUACAGACCAUCUGCUUUCUGUACUAUCUGUUCAAAUCGCAGCAACUGUAUGGGCCGUUCCUGUGCGUCGUGCCGCUCAGCACGAUGCCUGCCUGGCAGCGCGAGUUUGGCAUUUGGGCGCCGGAAAUGAACGUCGUCACGUACCUGGGCGAUGUGCAGUCGCGUGAGAUUAUACGCCAGUACGAGUGGUGUUACGAUAGUACGAAGAAGCUCAAGUUUAACGCAAUCCUCACUACGUACGAGAUUCUGCUGAAGGACAAAACGUUUCUCGGUUCGAUCGGAUGGGCUUCCCUCCUGGUGGACGAAGCGCACCGGCUGAAGAACGACGAUUCGCUGCUGUACAAAGCGCUGAAAGAGUUCGACACCAACCAUCGGCUGCUCAUCACCGGCACACCGUUGCAAAACUCACUCAAAGAGCUGUGGGCGCUGCUGCACUUUAUCAUGCCGGAACGGUUCGAAUCGUGGGAUGAUUUUGAGCGUAAUUACGGCAACACGACCAACGACAAGAGCUACACGAAGCUGCACAAAGAGCUCGAACCGUACAUACUGCGGCGCGUGAAGAAGGACGUCGAAAAGAGUUUGCCCGCGAAGGUGGAACAGAUACUGCGCGUGGAGAUGACCUCGAUACAGCGCCAGUACUACAAGUGGAUUCUGUCGAAAAAUUUCGACGCCCUGCGGAAGGGCAUGAAGGGUUCGGUCGGCACGUUUCUGAACAUUGUGAUCGAGCUGAAAAAGUGCUGCAACCAUGCGGCCCUAACGCGCCCGAUGGAGUUUGAAACGCAGCGGGACAAUCAGCAGGACAUCGUGCAGCAGCUGCUGAAGGGUUCGGGCAAGCUGGUGCUGUUGGAUAAGUUGCUCUGCCGGCUGAAGGAGACCGGCCACCGGGUGUUGAUUUUCUCGCAGAUGGUCCGCAUGUUGGACAUUUUGGCGGAGUAUCUGCAGAAGCGGCACUUCUCCUUCCAGCGGCUGGAUGGUAGUAUUAAGGGCGAGCUGCGCAAGCAAGCGCUGGACCAUUUCAAUGCGGAAGGUUCGACGGAUUUCUGCUUCCUGCUGUCGACGCGUGCCGGCGGGCUGGGUAUUAAUCUUGCCACGGCCGAUACGGUGAUCAUCUUCGAUUCGGACUGGAACCCGCAGAACGAUCUGCAGGCGCAGGCCCGUGCGCAUCGUAUCGGGCAGAAGAAUCAGGUGAACAUUUAUCGGCUCGUGACGGCACACUCGGUGGAGGAGAAUAUUGUGGAGCGUGCCAAGCAGAAGAUGGUGCUGGACCAUCUGGUCAUACAGCGGAUGGACACGACGGGACGUACCGUGCUGGACAAGAACGGUGGCAGCAACACGUCCAACCCGUUCAACAAGGAUGAACUGUCGGCGAUUUUAAAGUUCGGCGCGGAGGAGCUGUUCAAGGAGGAGGAGGACGGCGACGAGGAGCUGGUGUGUGAUAUCGAUGAGAUACUGCGGCGGGCGGAAACGCGCGACGAAGCGCCGGGCAUGCCGGGCGACGAGCUGCUGUCCGCGUUUAACGUUACGACGUUCGAUUUCGACGAGGACAAGGUCGUGUCCGGUGCGAAACCAACGGUCGGCGGUGGUGUUGGUGGCGCGGGUGCGGACCAGGACCAGGACACGAAGGAUUGGGACGAAAUCAUUCCGAAGUCAUAUCGCGAGCUGGUGGAGGCGGAAGAGCGUGACCGAGAAAUUAAGGACCUGUAUCUGCCGCCCAGGCGGCCAGCCGUGAAGCAGGGCAACAAUCAGCACGGCGCGAACGAUGCGGACGGCAGAAAGGGAGGUGGGAAGGGCAAAAAGCGGAAAGGCGGUGACGCUGAGGAGAGCGAGGAGCUUGACUCGGAUGGUGCCAGUGGUGGGGAGGACGGGAAAACGAAGCGUUCCCGGGGGCGACCGUCAAACAAGGAGAAGAUCAGCGGAUUCUCGGACGCUGAGUUGCGGCGGUUGAUCAAAAGCUACAAAAAGUUCCCGGCGCCAUUGAAACGGCUCGAAGCGAUCGCUUGCGAUGCGGAACUGCAGGAGAAACCGCUGUCCGAUUUGCGGCGCGUUGCACAGCUGCUGCACGACCGGUGCAUACAGACGAUGCGUGAAAUUGCGAAAGAGGUGGAAGCGGAUGGCAAGCACCCGCCGCCGUUGGCCGGCGCGGACGCGAAGAAAAAGUGUGCCCGGGCGGCUUAUUCCAGCAAAAUCGGCGGUGCAUCGUUUAACGUGAAAACGAUGAUGCAGUGCGUGGAGGAGCUGCAGCCACUGGACGAGGUGAUACCGAGCGACGCGUCCGAGCGGGCGCGCUGGCUGCUCAACAUUAAAACCCGCCCACCCAACUUUGACGUCGACUGGAGCGGGGAGGACGAUUCGCGGCUGCUGCGAGGCAUUUAUCAGUUUGGCAUUGGGUCGUGGGAAGCGAUGAAGAUGGACCCGUCGCUCGGGCUGGCGGAUAAGAUACUGUCGAACGACGCAAACCGAAAACCGCAGGGCAAACAUCUACAGUCGCGCGCCGAGUAUCUGCUGAAGGUGUUGCGCAAAACGCUCGAGCUGAAGCGCGGUCCGUCGAAGCCGCGCAAGCAGCGGAAACCGAAGGAGAUCAAGUCGCUGGCCUCGACGCCGGUUGUCGGUGCGAGUCCGAUGCGGGAUGGCGAUUCCUCUUCCUUCAGCUGUUCCAUAUCGGCAACGAUCGCUGCGGUUGCUGCCGGGGAAGAUGUGGCGAUGGGCGGCGGUGGCGGCGGCGGCGGCACUAAUGCGCUGUCCAGCGGAACAGGACCGAUGCCUGCAACCGGUGCGGGUGGAACCGCCGUCGGAACGAACGCGUCGCUGGUUGGUUCGACUGAAGAGAAAAAGACUGGUAGCAAAAUUAAAAAACUGUCAGAAUCGGACCAUCAUCAUCAUCAUCAUUACAAUCAUCAUCACCACGAUGAGCACUCGAACGGAUCGAAGGCGGCGGACGACCAUGCAAAUCAUCAGCCGCAUGGUGGCAAAGAACCGGACAAGCGGGAUAAGAAAAAGUCGAAGAAAGACAAACAGAAGGAUGCGAAGAAGGACAAAAGGAACAAAAACACCGGUCCGAUGCAUUUUACCGCGAACAACGAACCGUGUGCACUGAACAUACUGGGCGAUCUCGAUCCGACCGUGUUCAACGAGUGCAAGGAGAAGAUGCGGCCGGUAAAGAAGGCGCUCAAGACGCUCGACAAUCCGGACGAGUCGCUGUCGCAGGAGGAGCAGCUGCGGCAGACCCGCGCCUGUCUGCUAAGCAUCGGCGACCAGAUUAACCUCUGCCUGGCGGAGUACCGUGAUCCGGAAAAGGCAAAGGAAUGGCGCAGCAACCUGUGGUACUUUGUGUCGAAGUUUACCGAGUUCGACGCGCGGAAGCUGUUCAAGCUGUACAAGCAUGCGCUCAAGCGUCCGGAAGGUUCGGGCACGUCGGGUGGUGAUCACGGCACGACCAACAGCAACGCGUCCAGUACGGCCUCGCCGGCAAAGGAAGGUGCAAAAGGGAAGAAAUCUGGCGGAAAGAAGGAUAAUGGGCAUAGUGAGGGUGUAGUACAGCUACCACCACCACCACCAGCACCGGGUGAUAGUGCCGAGGACAGGGAGGAUGACAAAGCAGGGCGGCGUGAUCGGAAGGAGAAAAAGCGACAUCAUCAUCACCAUCACAACCAUCACCAUGCGGGCGGAAUUAGUGGGCCGCUCAUGAGCGAUUCGGCGUUACAGCAGCGUGAACGCUAUCAGCAGCACCACCAUCAGCAGGCGUCAGGUGGAGGCGACAGUGGCCAUCACGUGCCGGAUGCGGGUGUGACCGGUGCUAAGGACGAAGGAGGAGGCUCAGGGUCGAUGCAUUCCAAGAGGCGGCUCGAGGAAGGAGAGUAUGAUGAAAACAGCAAAGAGUACAAAAGACUGCACGGCGAUAGUCGCAAUCAUCGUGAUCGUGACAAAAAGUGGGACGAGUACGGUCCGGACCGAGAUCGGAUGAGAAACGCGCCCUCGUCCAGGGGCAGUGCGCCGACGAUACCACAAAGUAUGCGUGUGUUUCCAGACGAUCGGGGCCCUCCGUAUCCCGGUGAUGGUGGUGGUGCGUGGCGGGAUCGGUUCGGACCGGAUCAUAAACGGGAUCGAUACGAUGGUUACGGUGGCAGGCAUACAUCAUCUUCGGGCUAUCAUCGCGAACGGGAUCGUGAACGGGACCGUGAUCGAGACCGUGACCGUGAGCGGGAUCGUGACCGAGACCGUGACCGGGAUCGUGACCGGGACCGGGGUGAUCGUGCGUACAAGGACAAGCGAAGGUACCCACCUUCCGGUCCAGGAGGCUAUCCCGGCGGUCACGGGUAUGGCAUGUCCCCUUCCACCGGCUACUAUCCUUCCGGCGAAAGUCCCUAUCGGUAUCCGAUGGGAAGCGGAGGCUAUCCUCCUUCAGCGCGUACCCCUGCCGGUGCGCCACCCGCCGCUGUCGUAUUACCUUCCGGCGGUGUUGUUCCUGGUGCUCCCGGUGGUGUUGUGCCACCCGCGGACUAUAUGGAAUAUCGGCGGCCAGAUUACGAUCGAAGGCCACCACCAGCGGCAAAUAAUUAACUUAACACACACACACCCUCUCUCUAAUUGUAAGGUGAUAAUCUCUUGCUGUAAGAGGCCACAACAGGUUUAAAGAAUGGUGUAAAUAGAGUGGAAUCCCCGGGCAAUGGAUGCUGUAUGAUGUUCGAUGGCUGUAGGAAAAGUAGCAUUGCCCAUACAUACGGUGUAUAUUUCAGUCAGACGUUGUUAGGCAACCGAUUUACAGGACAGGUAACGGGCUGCUGGGAUGUUCGGUGGAAUCAUCCUUCGUCGUGGAGAAGUGUAUAGUGAAAAUCAGAGUAUAAUUAAGCUUAUUUUAAGUAAGAGUCCAGCAGCAGCUAGCGUUUAGUGUAGCAGAAUUCAGUCUAGGUUUAUAUCUCUGCGUGUGCAUAUCUGCCUCGAUAUUUGGUGAUAAGCGAGCACACCGCGCAGACCUGCUGCGAGGUUGUAUAUGUUUGUGUGUGAGCGCGGCUAUAAGUUAGUAGAUAGAAUUUAUUUUGACGUGUACGACGUGUAAAUGAUUUUAAUUUGUAAUGAUGCUAAAUUACUCCCUCCCCCCCCCCCCCCCCCCACCAUGCGAAAAACACAUCUCAGCAAGAGCGCAAAAAGGAGCGUCCGUGUAACCUUAACCGCUUCGGUUCGAAACUCACACAACGCAUUACACAAUCCUACAAACCACACACACACACGGCAGUACAAUCGUGUUACUCGGUAAGGUUAAUUUAUUUUACGUGAAGCCCCGUUAAUAAGCAAUAGCAAUAAUCUAAUUAGUACCUCUUUUUAUACGCCUAGAGAAUAUAGCCAUGAAACAAACGAGCGAAUGAAAAUAUUUGGAAAUCCGGAAACUAUGAAGAAGAAAAAACAAAACGAAACUUACCACACACACACACACACACACACAAGAGGUGCCGUUUAUUGCAAUUAUUUUUCUUUUGGUUUUUGUUCCUCUCAAUACGUAAACUCACACAUAUCGUGAAUCUACCCUGUAUACCAAAAUGGAAAAUCAAAGUUAUGCCGCCCUUGUGGUUAUGCGUUUGUGGCUUUCUUUAGUAAAAUACUCGCCGUUUUUCUGUGCUCGAGAGCUGUCUUUCGUUCGUCCUUUUUUGAGGUUCUCCAGCAAUGUUGUAUCGAUUGUUGCAGUCACCACCCCACUCAUCCUGAUUUCUCCGCGAACAUAUGAACAAACAAAAGACCACGGAACGGAAUGGCUUCUGUACGACACGAAAUGAUUGUGAUUUUAUACUCUAAGUUUUAUAGUGCGUACGUGACGAUUACCCGUAUCAUGUUCAGAUGGCGAAUGGAUACAAUUAUGGACCAUAGUUAUAAUCACCCCCCUCCCCCUUGCUCUGGUGGAGUGUAAAAUCCACGUCCGCUCUCCAGAUCGGUUGACCAUGUUUUGGGCGCGCAAAGGCAAAGGAGAAAUGGAGUGGAAGGGUUAAAUUGUACACAGACACACUCUUUCUUCCAAAUCUUUCUUAAAGGUAUCGAGAUGUGGGUAGGAAGCAAGGGGCAGCAAAAAAAAACAGCAAGUUAUACGUAUUUAGGCUGCCGUGCUACCACCAGGUAGCAAACGGAGCCAUUUCAGGGGGCAUUCAGGAAAAUGGAUAGCAACAGCAAUAGCAAUAGACGACCACUUAGAAUAUGUACAGUUUAAAGGCUAUAUAAAAUUGCAUAAUAUAUCUAUAUACAUACGCGUCUGUGCAGCAGCCGGAUCGAUGAAAGGUUAUAGGGAAUAAAGGAAUUACCAAGAGGAGGACUGAGCAGUCGCUACAAAUAACGAACUUGAACAACACACAGACACGGUUACAUUCACUAUACAAAAAAUAAACAGCAACAAAAAAGAA